UCGUUUAUAUUGUGCGAUGGAUGUCCAGCUUCGCCACCCUGCAAAUGUCAAUCUAUAGCCAUAUUCUGUGCCAACUUGAAUCUUACUUCCGUUCCGGACUUUACAAAUCCCAUUGGCAAUGAUUCGGGGUGGGAUCUUGAACUACACGAUAAUGAAAUAACACAAAUACGUUAUGGUGACUUAAAAAAUUUGAAACUACGCAGGUUAUUUCUCUCAAACAACAAAAUCAAUGUGAUCGAGAAUGGAGCAUUAACCGGAAGUGAAGACUUUCUACUCGUUCUUCAUUUGAGCAAUAACAAACUGACAUCUAUUCCAUCAGAUGUUGGCAGACUAAAACAUCUAACUGAUUUAGAUAUACAUGACAAUCCUAUGGAGAAUAUGAAUGAAGAAAUUAUUAGAAACAUAUCAGGUUCUUUGUUGUCCUUAAGUUUAGGUAACGAUAUAAUGACAUCUUGGCCACAAUGUCUUGAACGCCUCACAAAUCUAACUUCAAUGUCAAUCUUCAGCUUGAAUAUUCCCAAAAUAUAUGAUGACGUAUUUGACAAUUAUAGCCACUUGAAUAUUCUUGAAAUAAUUUCAACGAAUCUAUCAAGUAUUCCUACAUCUAUUGGAAAGCUUCUAAACCUACAAAAUGUCAACUUAUACAAUAACCUAAUUCUGGCGGAAGAGAGUUUUCCUCUACAUAUUUUCCGGGAUUUACACAAUCUUUCGAGUAUAAGCAUCGUAAACUGUAGUUUGAGAUCACUUCCUUUAACUUUUUCCGAAAUUUCUAGUUUGUCAUUCUUGGUCAUUGAAAAUAAUCCGAUUUCGUAUGUUGAAGACGGUGUGUUUGAAAGGAAUGUUUCUUCUAAAGUUUGGUUUAUGGCUCUUAAGACUACAAAGCUAACGAGCAUUCCAAGGACAAUAUCAAAUUUAACAGGUCUGCAAUUUCUAAAUUUGAAGAAUGGUCUUAUCGAAGAAAUAAAGACAGAGGAUUUCCAAAAUUUAAAGAAGCUUGAAAGAUUGUUCCUAUCUGGAAAUCCCAUAAGGAGUAUAUCUGAGGAAGCGUUGAUGGACCUGGAAUCCCUUGAAUCGUUAAUACUUGAUAAUACCAAUCUAACUACAGUACCAACAGUAGUAUUGAAUCUUCCGUCCAUAAUGGGUCUGAGUUUAGAAAAUAAUGGAAUUAUGUGUACAUGCAAAACUUUAAGAUGGAUGAAAGACUGGCCUCGUUUGGCUAAAGUCUUAAUUGUAGGAAGCUGUGUCAAUAUUAGAAUAACAAUCACAGAUUAUAUAAAACAAGAACUUCCUAAAUGUGAGUUAUAG
Mytilus californianus (California mussel) is the source of this 1305-nucleotide messenger RNA. Its product is annotated as leucine-rich repeat protein soc-2 homolog. The transcript has a single exon. Lineage: Eukaryota; Metazoa; Mollusca; Bivalvia; Mytilida; Mytilidae. The record is from RefSeq and is a predicted model, not a curated record. The annotation marks the transcript as partial. Gene Ontology annotation, molecular function: protein binding. Gene Ontology annotation, cellular component: plasma membrane.